Messenger RNA from Beta vulgaris subsp. vulgaris (sugar beet), 3774 nucleotides. RefSeq lists its product as uncharacterized. Bases 501 to 3410 code for a protein of 969 amino acids. NCBI's taxonomy places the organism in Eukaryota, Viridiplantae, Streptophyta, Magnoliopsida, Caryophyllales, Amaranthaceae. The record is from RefSeq and is a predicted model, not a curated record. The transcript has 3 exons.
CUCUACCGUCCGAUAUCUUUCUCUCUCCUCUUUUCAUUUUACUGAAGUGAAAGAACAGAAGAAAAACCCCACAGUAAAUAUUCAUUUAAAAAAACAAAAAAAAAUAAUACCAAAAACCGAUUUUCUCAACUUCCUCAGAUUCUUUCUCUUCUUCUCACUCUCUUCUCACAUCUCACUUACCUCUUCUCUGCAUUUUCUCUCUCCUCCAUUGUCAGUACCACAAAGGUGUAUUUUAGAUCACAGAAAUCCAAGCUUUUUCCGCCAUUUUUCUCUCUCCUCUCUUCUUUCAUUUGCUUCUUUUUUUAACACUUCGCCGACAUCUUUAUCUUUUGAUUUUGCCAGCAUUUCGAUUACUUCACUCAGGGCAGUUGGAAGCUGAGACUUGAGCUUCUUACAGAUUUGAAAGCCUGUAGAAAUGGGGACUGGUUAUCUACUGAACAUAGCUGAUUGAUACUUUUACAUGUUAGAUGCAUUCUGACUCGUGCAGACAUUUAUGAUCUAUGGAAGCAUUCAGUAACACUAGUCGUACUUCUAGGGAUCAGAAAUGCAAGAUUUCUCCAGAGACCACCUUUGCUCCUCGUACUCGUCAAGGUACGAAGUUGCGAGAUAUCUUGAUGUCUGAUAAAUCCAACUUGUCAUAUGCUGAUUUCCAUCAUGAGAUCACUAGAAAUCCCGAUGAUGCCUUGCCUAAAUAUGUAGGUGUAGGUUGCCAACAAAGGCGGGUGUCAGAUAGAAGGAUCUGUAAAGAGGAUGAGCUAGUCAGGUACAUGUCACACUUACCAAGUUAUUUAGAGAAAGGAAAGAAUUUUCAGGAGAAAGGACUGAAUGUUGGUGUUCUUGACUGGAGGCGUCUUGAGAACUGGCGGUAUAGUCAAAAACAGAUGCCUGUGAAGCAAAAUGGGUGUUCUCCAUCUAGUAGCACCACUUCUCUUUUUUCAACAGAUGGCUCGUCAACCUAUUCUAGCAAAGGCCAGAGCUGCUCCCCUGCUCAUCAAAGACUGCAUCGUUUCUCACUGCAAUCUCCACCGGAAGCUUCCCCGAAGGAAGGUGAUUUUCGAGAUACUAAAUCUAAUUCUGGAAGACGUCACAGCUGCUCUCCAGCUCGUCAAGGAAUGCACCCGCCAGUGCUUCAAUCUCCUCCCCAGAAGUUGUCUGUAGGAAGAACUUCUCCAGAUAUUGAGGUUUUUGGUGGAAAUUCCCACAAAUUCCAAGAUUCGCCUAUUAGAAUUAGCAACAAUAUGAGCAGGCAACAAAGAGUUUCUGGAGCAGUACAACCUUUUGAAAGGCAAGAGCCUGACUUGAAAACUGUCACUGAAAUGGGAAUACGACAAACCUUUGAUAAGUAUGAGGUGGGGGCACCCUGGAAAGGAAAAUCCAAAAUUCAAAAUAUGGAAUCUGCCAAAGAAGCCAUAAGAUCACGAGAAACAAUGUCCAAUGCUACUAAUCAAAAUACUUCUGGAAGAGAAAAUUCUGGGGUGGUUAUGCCUAGAGACCUAUCGGACAAACGAUGCUCUAGUUUGACUGCCAUGCCGAGUUUUAUUGUGGAUGGUCGAUUGUCAGUAGAGCCAUGUCAGAAAAGCAUUUUAGGGAAAAACAAUCGUGAGACUCGACUUCCUCCUAGAGAUGAUCACAGAAAGCACUUGGAACCAUCUGAAUCUUGUUCCCAGCAUCCAGAAGGUGUCAAACGUUCAUCCCAACAGUCAAAUAUAUCACUUCAUUCUACGAAGACAGCUCACAGUUCAUCCAAGAACAGUGCACAGUGUGUGAAAAGCACCCCUCAAGCACCACAUGUUCUAUCAUUUCCUGCUAGGAUACUUAGCAGCCCAUCCAGGACCAGGAGUGCUGAGGAGAGGAAGCCAUCUGCUGGGUCUAGGAUUGCAACUGUAGUCAAGCCUUUUGAGGAACUGGAUGCGAGAAAAGGCUCAGAGUCUGUUCCAAAAGCAAGAAACCCAUCGCCAAUCCGCCGAUUAAGUUCUGCAAUGGGGAAGAUGAUAAAAAAUGCCGGAUCCCGAGAUAAUUCACCUGUUCGUAGGUCAAGUUCAAAAGAAUAUGGUGCCAAAUCUGGGUCAGAGGGAGCUAUAGCUUCUGUAUUGAUUGAUAAUUCUUGCAGUGAUAAGGUGUCUACUAAUAAUACUAGAGGUAGGUCCAGCCCUUUAAGAAGGUUGCUUGAUCCCCUUCUUAAGCCCAGAGCAUCUAACAGCUCUGAGCCAUCGAAGAAGAAUUCAUCUUCAACAGCUCAUACGUUCCAUUCGUGUAACGAGCCGUUAGAUUUUUGUUUUGAAAAUUCUGUGAAAAUAAAUUCAAGAGAUGCCAGUGUUACAACAGGUACUAGUGAUAGCAAUCACCAUUCAAAGAAUGGCUUGUCAUCACUUCAAGCGCUUCUGCAGGUAUCUUUUAAGAAUGGUCUACCUCUGUUUACUUUUGCCAUUGACAAUGAAAGCAACAUUUUAGCUGCUACAGUGAGGAAGUCUAGUGUCACAGGAAAAGGUCAUCAUAGCUGGACUUACACAUUUUUCACCAUCCGUGAAGUUAAAAGGAGGAGUGGAAUUUGGCUGAAUCAAGGAGGGAAAGGUGAUGGUCCUGGCUAUGUUCCAAAUGUUGUGGCACAAAUGAAAGUCUCAGAUUCCAAGCAUGACAAUGAUGGUCAUCAUAUCACCAGAGAAUUUGAUCUGUUUGCUGUGGAUGUUGGUCAUGGAGAUCAUUAUGCCACUGACUUCCAUCCAACUAAUGAAUUGGCAGCCAUUAUUGUCAAGCUUCCUGCUGGAAAUGAUAGUAAAGAUGGCCAUUCUAACUUUAACUGGUUGGAUUUGUUACAAGAUUCCAGGGAGAAUUUGCAAGACAUUAGAUCUGCUGAUUCUGGUGCUAAUAUACAGUAUCAGCAUUCACUCGUCAGUUUGAAGUUGAGCACAACAGUUAUACUCCCAGGUGGCGUUCAUACAGUACCUAGUAAAGGAGAAAUAUCAACGCUUGCUGAACGAUGGAAAUCUGGUGGAUCAUGUGAUUGUGGUGGAUGGGAUUUGGGUUGUCAACUGAGAGUUCAUACAAAUAAAAAAGAACAUGAAAGGAAAACGGGUUCUUCUGAAAUGUUCCUGAACAAGAACAAGUUUCAAAUUUUUUCUCAGGGUAAUCAGGAUAACCACCCUGUACUGAGCUUGGCGCCAUUCAAGGAAAGAAUAUACUCGGUGGAAUUCAGUUCAUCGCUUUCACUUCUACAAGCAUUUGCUAUUAGUAUAUCAUCUAUAGACUGCAGAAGACCACCAGAGCUCUCAGAACCCAGCAGUCUCUAUGAGAAGAUCACUAAUGAAGCAGGCAUUUUUGAGGUCCCUGUGCAAACAAAACCAUCGAAUCAAGGUGAAGCGCCUGCAAGAUAUGUCGCGUAUCCACCUCAUUCCCCUGUGGGAAGAGUCUAGGAUUUCUUCUGUGGAUCAAGCAUGGGUAAAUGCUCUUUUGCCACUCUUUCCCGUCCUUGGCAAUUCUCAGCCCCUUCGAACUUCCUACAUUAAUCGGAUCUUAAUUUUUUCCUCCCUUUUUUACCCUUUAUGGAGGUUCAUAGGGCAGAAAAUGGAGGGAUCCCUUAAGAUAGAGGGGGGGAUCAAUUCCUCUAAUGGAUAAAGGUAGCUAACUAUUUUGUAAUUAGUAAUCCUUUUCAUAAAUAAAAUUCUGUAAAAUAGUAGUGUUGCUAUAUCUUCUUGUAAGUUGUAAGUGUGCAUUUUAGGGUGGAUAGUACUAAUAGUAGUAUUUACUGGAAUCAAAUAAUGUAGUUGCUUUAUUAAA